Messenger RNA from Ilex paraguariensis (yerba mate), 1158 nucleotides. Lineage: Eukaryota; Viridiplantae; Streptophyta; Magnoliopsida; Aquifoliales; Aquifoliaceae. The record is from the annotation of a GenBank genome assembly.
CAGAGCCUCAGCCCAGAGGGAGAGAGGGAGAGAGAGAGCACCGUGGAGGAAUCGAAGUAGGAGAAGAAAAAGAUGCUGCCCACAUCAUCAAAAGGGCGUACGGCUGAUAAUCAUGUUCGUCCCAAUCAAGCCUUACCUCAGUACCUCCGCAGAAUUGUCAAGUGGCAACAAAUGGAUAUUGAAUAUACUUUCUGGCAAAUGCUUCACCUAUGCACGUCGCCUAAAGUUGUCUAUCAGCACACUAAAUACCACAAACAAACUAAGAACCAGUGGGCACGUGAUGAUCCUGCCUUUGUUGUAAUCUGUAUUCUUCUUUUGGCAGUAUCUACGUUAGCUUAUUGUGCUGCGUAUGAUCAUAGUGUGGGGCAUGCUGUUUUUGUAGUUAUCUCAGUAUUGCUUUUACAUUUUUUAAUAGCUGGAGCAGUUUUGGCUACAUGUUGUUGGUUCUUGACAAAUACUUAUCUCCGAGAGGAAGCUCCAAACAGUCAUGUGGUAGAGCAAAGAGUAGAAUUGCUUUACGCAUUUGAUGUACACUGCAACUCUUUCUUCCCAAUGUUUGCUGUACUGUAUGUUAUACAUUAUUUUCUAUCACCUCUUUUGGUUGCUCAUGGGUUCUUUCCUGUUUUGCUAUCAAAUCUGCUCUGUAUGAUGGCUGCUUCCUACUAUCAUUACCUCAACUUUUUAGGUUAUGAUGUACUACCCUUUUUAGAAAGAACUACUUUCUUCCUGUAUCCAAUUGGUAUCGUCAUCAUCCUUUCACCUAUCUUAAUUUUGAGUGGCUUCAACCCAUCAAGAUACUUCAUGAACAUGUAUUUCAGUUGAUUGCUGUGAUUCACUGGCUAACAUGUACAUAGAGCACAUAUGAUGAUAUGGGAAGUUUAGUCCAGACACUGCAAAUCAACAUGAGAUGACAAUUUAUCAAAUGAUAGGUCCACCACAUGUAAAAGGGAAGGCAGGAUUGCAGGAACGCAUUCAGGGGAACUUCUGUCGUUUCUUGUACAGGCUAGUUACUGUUGUGGCUGAAAAUUGGUACCUGGUGAAAUUGCGGCCUGAAAUUGUUUCCUAUUGCUAAGAAUCUCGAUUAAUGAAUGUGUUGAUUGUGAUUUUUUUGCUCAUUUUUGAAUGUAAUAGCAUGCACUAGGAGCUAGUUAUUCUCUG